AAAACAAUUACUCCGUACGAUUGGUAGAUAAAACGGUUAGAGCUCGAUGGUUCAUUUGUAAAAGUGUUUCGUUUUUGGUUUUUCCUUUUUUUAUCUAAAGCAUAGCAAAUUCGAAAUGACAAAACUAUUUUCUUUGUGUUUCAUUCUAAGUUUUCCAUUCGCUUAUGGAAUAUCCGGAUCAAGCAUUUUUCAACAAACCGAAAAUGUUGUGUCGACGGUUUUAGAUAUUUUUGAAAGUAAUUUUACGUUGAUUUAUAACGAUAACGAUGAAGGCUAUCCAAAUGGGAGAGAAUUAAUUGAUCAAAGUAAUGAUCAGCUCUGUAUGCAGCAAUUCAACUCAAUAUUGACUGGAUUGAACAGUUCCGAAUUGUGGGCCAUCAAAAUCAUUGAUGCCUGGGGUAAAAUUCCGUCUGGAAUUUUAUACGGAAACGCAUAUGAAUUGGGUCAGUUCGAUGAAUGCCUAACUAUUGAGAAACCUGCUGAUAAUCAGGACACUAAUGCUCUCAAAGGACAAUAUUGUUUAACUCAAUUAAAUAUUGAAAGCGAUGCUGGAACAUCAAAAAUAUUCGAUAGAAUAAACGACAAUAGACAGUUAAAAAAAGACAAUAAAUUUAAAGGAACUGGUGCUAGACUAAUGCCGACGCAGCGAGCUGGAUCGCUGGGCCUGAAUCUCGGCAUUUGUGUUCCGGAUUCAUGCUCACCAGAAACAUUGACACAGAUUGUGAACUAUGCAUUGAAUGUUUCAAACGUAAGUGCAAUGGCAUUGGUGUCAACCGAUUUUUGUCACACAAAUGUUAAAGCUGAUUUGAGUCCGCUAGAUGUUUUUACUAUAUCCUUUUUCGGAAUUAUUGCUCUACUCAUGGUAGCCAGUACAAUUUAUGAUGUUCUGAUGACCCGGAAUAAAAAAAAUAAGCAAAUUGGUCUAACGGCUUUCUCCGUGUACUCAAACGCUCAGAAAAUAUUCCAUUGCAAAAGAAGCAGCUCCCAAGACGCCAUAGACUGCUUGAAUGGUAUUAGGGUGCUGUCUAUUGUUUGGGUAAUGUUCGGUCACGCUCACAUGAUAUUCGCUUUGGGACCAUUAAUAAAUCCUGCCUACAUCCUGGAGUGGAUGAAACAAUUGUACAGUAUGCUAUUGAUAUCGGCAACGGUUUCAGUGGAUAGUUUCUUCUUGUUGAGUGGUCUUUUAGUCGCAUGGUCAAGCCUGAGACAUCUGGACAAAAGCAAUGGAAAAUUAAACAUUUUCCUGUUGUACUUCCACCGAUACAUUCGACUUACUCCUCCGCUAGCCGCAUUAGUAUUACUAUCAUCAUCAUUAAUGCGGCAGUUUGGUAGUGGACCGUUGUGGAAAAUUUUCAUAAGUGCUGCUGAUAAACCAUGCCAGAAGUACUGGUGGUCAACACUUUUGUACGUUCAGAAUUAUGUCAAUCCGAACAAUAUGUGUCUUGGUCAUUCCUGGUAUUUAGCAGUGGACACUCAGCUGUUUGUUUUGUCACCGCUUAUCGUGUAUCCGUUAUGGCGAUGGCGUCGGAAAUUCGUUUGGGUUAUUCCAAUUCUAAUUGCAUUGUCAAUGGGAUGUGUUUUCGGCAUUUUCAUGAUAAAUCACUACUCAGCACAAGCUAUGACACACAUGAUGGGCGGUGAUUCAAUGGUUAAAACUUAUUAUCCAACUCACACUCGAAUGGGCGCAUGGUUGGUGGGAGUAUUACUCGGUUAUAUGUUGUACAAAUUGAAAAGGAAGUCGAUCAAAUUACCAAAGAUACUCAUUGCAAUUGGUUGGUCAAUUGCCGUAGGCACAAUACUUUCGAUAAUAUUCGGACCAUAUUAUAUGCAGCAGCCAGAUUACAUAGCAACUGAUUUGGAGAGUGCAUUUUACGAGUCAUUUAGUCGAGUAUGUUGGGCGAUCAGUUUGUCCUGGAUAAUAUUUGCGUGCAUUCAUGGCUAUGGUGGUCCAGUUAAUUGGUUCUUAUCACUACCACAAUGGCAACCAUUGGCUAGACUCUCAUAUUCCAUUUAUCUUGUUCAUCUUCCGAUCCAACUGCUGAUAGCGGCGUCCUCACGAACUCCACUAAAUUUCACCGAAAAUUUGGCGAUCCACAAAUUUUGGGGAGAUUUUGGUCUAACAUUAACAGCUUCCUUAUUUUGGACAUUAGCUUUCGAGUCACCUGUUGUCGUGCUCGAGAAAAUCAUGUUUUCCAAGAAAACAGCGGCCGUUACAGUUUCUAACGAACACUUAGUCAGAAAUAAUUUUAGCAGCACAGAAGGAAUUGUUGGACCAAAUGACGGUCACAACUUACGGUUACCAUCAAACAAAGUGUAGAGUGCAGAAGUUACGCUUAAUAAUACCAAUAAAAAUACCAAAAUUUUACUGAUAUAAUUGAAAUGAAA
Messenger RNA from Bradysia coprophila, 2385 nucleotides. Its product is annotated as nose resistant to fluoxetine protein 6-like. The record is from RefSeq and is a predicted model, not a curated record. Lineage: Eukaryota; Metazoa; Arthropoda; Insecta; Diptera; Sciaridae. Gene Ontology annotation, molecular function: acyltransferase activity, transferring groups other than amino-acyl groups.